AGAAAGAUUAGAGGAGAGCAAGAGACGCAGUAAAGAACGUCAUGAUUCCAAGCGUGUACGUACACAUCCGGUAUACUACCAGGGAGAUCAAGUGCUGAUCAAAGACCAUAUGGCAAGAGGGAAGCUCACCAAAACAUGGAAAGGCCCUUACCGCAUUGAGGCCUUCCACGCGGAGAACAACAACGUCACCUUGGAAGUCAAUGGACGAUUACAGAAGGCACAUACGGAUAAGAUACGGCCGUACUUUUCUGUUACAGAUGCUACUAGCCCUGAUUCAAUUGACGAGCCUCUCCCUGGUACAAGCCGAGAUUCGUAUCGAGUCACUGAACGACUCGACGAUUUACGUAGAACAGCUGGGACCGGCUAGAAUAUACCACGAGCCAUGGAAUAUCAUCACGAUAUUUGACACCAACGAACUCAGAAAGGACUACGAGAAGGUAGAAGGCCAGCUAUCAUCACUAAGAACCAGAUGCGGGAACUGUAAAGAGAUGAGAGAACUCAAUCAAUUGAGGCAGAUAAUGAAGAACACCCACAAGCAAAUACAGACCAUACAGACACUCGAAGGAAGGGAUCUACGACACCGCCGAGGAUUGAUAAACGCGAUAGGAUCGCUCAGCAAAUCACUUUUCGGCACACUUCACAACGAUGACUUAGAAAAUUUGCAUAAAGGAAUGGACAAAAUUUAUGAUGGACAACACAAAUUGGCAAGCAGCAUAUCAAACCAGACAGCAGUAAUCAGAGUACUGCUGGAAGAAGCUAACAGAGGCAGCAGAACGAACUACGACUCGCUCAUCGAAGUGCUCAACAAUAAUACACAACAGAUCCAGAUGGUGCGGGCCUUGGAAGCCAUGAUUCCCAUAACGCAAGGAUUGCGAGACGACACCUCCACACUCCUGACUGCUAUUACCAUGGGUAAGCAUGGAAUCAUAGAUACGCAACUUUUAACACCUGAAAUACUAGCGCAGGUUAUCAACGGAGUUCAAAGCCAGAGACCUGGCGCCUCGAUGCUGGACGGCCGACGGGACUACACGUUGCUGCUCGACAUCGCCGACGUUGCGAUUUUCUUAACGAGAGGGCAUCUCGUGUACCACCUCUCGAUACCCAUCAUGGAGAAACCGAUAUUUCAGCUACAACACCUCAUCCCCAUUCCACAACGAAUCGGAAAACAUCAUAUUGUGAUCAUCCCCGAAUCAGAAUGGAUCGCAAUAGACGAAACCAAGCGCAGCUACUUACAGACCGAACAACAGCAACUGUAA
This is a messenger RNA of Megalopta genalis, 1256 nucleotides long. NCBI's taxonomy places the organism in Eukaryota, Metazoa, Arthropoda, Insecta, Hymenoptera, Halictidae. The record is from RefSeq and is a predicted model, not a curated record.